AGUUGAGCGAUUGGACUGCCAUCUCACUGCUGACCACACAGCAUCGCUAUAGUGACAUCGGCUGGAUGUUGACUGCCGAGCAGCGACACGGAGAAGAAGAAACGCUCCAGCGGGCAAAGCGGACUGUGGUACCGUCGGUCUAUCGGCCCUUUCUGCGCGUGUUCCGUGUCAGUAGCCGGUCUCGCGCUGUUGCGUUUCUGCCGGUUUAAAACAACCAAAUGAACCGGACGUUAUCUGCUGACCGACGCAGUUGAUUCUCUCGCGUGCAGGAAUGGCCGACGACGGACUGGACUACAACCUGGUGUUUCCAGAUGCGGCCACUUCGGAGAGACACUGGCAGGGGACAAAGGAGCCAGUUGUGAUUCUGCUGGGCUGGGCUGGCUGCAAAGACAAGCACCUGUCCAAAUACAGCUCCAUCUAUAACGAGCAGGGAUGUGUCACGCUCCGCUACACGGCUCCCCUGAAGACUGUGUUCAUCUCCGAGUCCUUUGGCUACAAGGAGCUGAGCAGCACGGCCCUCAAGCUGCUGGAGGUCCUCUAUGACUACGAGGUGGAGAACAGCCCCGUUUUCUUCCACGUCUUCAGCAACGGCGGCUUCAUGCUGUACCGCUACAUCAUCGAGCUGCUGCACAGCGACAAACAGUUCAGUUCCUUGUGCGUGAUCGGGGCCCUGGUGGACAGCGCCCCAGGUAGCGGGAACGUCCGCGGGGCCCUGCGCGCACUGACAGCCACCCUGGGCCCCGAAAUAACUCCCUUUCUACGGUACGUCCUCCUGGCCCUCUUCGCGGUGACCGUGUUCCUGCUGCGGGUGGUGCUGUACCCUUUGACCAGGUACUUCCACAAGAACCACUACGACGCGGUGCGGGACCGCCCGCCCGUCUGGCCUCACUUCUACCUGUACUCCAGGGCCGACCAGGUGAUCAGGCACCGGGACGUGGAGGUCUUUGUGGACGCCUUGAAGCAGAAGGGCGCCUGGGCCGAACGCUUCGACUUUGUCUCGAGUCCCCACGUCGGCCACUUCCGGGAUUUUCCCGAGCAGUAUGCGCUCAAGUGCCGCGGAUUCCUAGUCGCCUGCAUGAAGGACCUGGAAGGGGCCGAGACAAAGAGGAGACAGAGGGUCCAGUGACUUAACAGCUACAAGACCUCUGUGCAGCAUUCUGGCCCCAGUGCAUGUGAUGGGAAGGUUCCACAGAGGUGCUCUUGGUGUGCCGGAUCCUUAUCUGGAAAAACCAAGCAACCAGUGACGUGUGGCACAAAGGCACACACCUGCCUACUCCUAUGUGUUUGCAUCCUACAACAUUCUUAAAAAUAACAAUACAAACUUCUGCCAUACACUGGAAAAUGAAAUCCUUUGGGAUAAUUGAAAGGGAAUUUAAUGUUGCUGUGAAAUGUGAUGCGUUAGUGGUAGCAAAUCUAAAACUGGGGCUAGGUAUUGAAUAAUUUGUAUCUUCUAUUUAUACAAUUGACAAGGUAUUUAUGAUUUUUUUAUUUUUACCUCGUAAUCUGACAUUCAAUUGAAAUCACAAGGCUGCUCCAUGACUGAGCAAAAAAUAGUGAACGAUUUUUCUUUUCUUUUUUUUUUUUUUUUUUUU
Messenger RNA from Pungitius pungitius (ninespine stickleback), 1592 nucleotides. RefSeq names its product transmembrane protein 53 (gene tmem53). NCBI's taxonomy places the organism in Eukaryota, Metazoa, Chordata, Actinopteri, Perciformes, Gasterosteidae. The record is from RefSeq and is a predicted model, not a curated record. Bases 272 to 1126 code for a protein of 284 amino acids. The transcript has 3 exons.